AUGGCAAAAAGAAGAGAUAUUAGAUUGAUAGCUCUCAAGGGUCUAGUUGUUUCACUUUGCUUGGGUGGAUUCCUUUAUCAAACCUUACAAUUUUUAUUACUGUAUUGGACUUAUCCUACUGUAGUAGAUAUUCAGCAGACUGCGCCAUCUUACUUACAGCUUCCUGCUUUCACAUUCUGUAAUCCAAUUGGUUAUAAUUUGCAUGAAAUCUGCUAUGGCUACGGUGAAUCUCCUUGUAUACCAACUGUGUUGCUCAAAACAUUCAAAAAGAAUAUUUGUGAAAAAUAUCCACCAUCAUGUUAUAAUGGCUCUAUACCAAAGAACUUCAAGGUAGUUAAUUACGAAAAAUUCAGGCGAAAAGUAACUAUUACUCCCGAGGAUCACAAAAGACUUUCACUUAAACUAACCGACUAUUUAAACUGUACCAUAGAAUUUGCAGGGACUGUCAAAAAGUGCAACAUGGAAAAUGUGAUGGGCUCUUUCUACAGUAAAGAAGAUCUCCCUCAGUACUGCUUUUCAUUGUAUUCUCUGUGGGGUAAACCGAACAAAAAGAGAGAAGUCAUUCCAAAGGGAGCAACCAUGAAAUUUUCUAUUUUCUUAAAUGCGUCUCGUAAUAACGAUACAGAUAUAAUUGAUCCGCAAUAUUUCUUGCCAACCAAUCCUUCGAUACAAAUGGCUGUUCAUUCACCUUAUUUCUUACCCAGUCCUUAUAUACAAGGCAGCAAUUAUUUAGCAGGACAAGCAUAUGAACUGACUAUUACCAUGAAUGAAAGGCAUCUCUUACCAUUGCCUUAUAAGACAAAUUGUACGGAUUACAUGAAGACGUGGAGAGAACGGGGAGGAAAAGCACCCAUAAAUCAAUUGGGAAUUGUGCAAGAAUGUCGAAUGAAGGAGAUGUAUGCACGCAAAGGAUGUGUUCCUGUCACCGUGGAUUAUCCUCAUUCAUAUAAUAUCUGUCGAUCAUGUAAUCCUUGUGAAGAUAACAUAGCCACAGACAAUUGCACGAUGCUUGCAGACAAUUUCAAUCAACCAUGCGAUUCUGAGACCUAUGCAACCGUUAAAGAAAACAGAAUAAUUUCUCGAUAUGAUUCAUAUAAUAGUAAAUUCUUAACUUCAAAAGUUGGAGCCAUAAUUCGAAUUUUACAAUAUGACUGCGAAGGAGCAAAAUACUGGUCAAAAGAGUGUUCAACAUUGGAAAUUGAUGUAUUGUUUGACAGAUUCGAGAUUACCAACAUUACUUACAAUCCAAAAUAUGAGAGUCUUGAAGUAUUCAGUGUUAUUGGUGGAUACAUGGGAAUGUGGCUUGGUGUUUCUCUCUUGGCUGUUUAUGACUUCAUUGGAACCAUUAUAAUGUUUAUUAAAAGCAAGAUAAAGAAAAGGAAAAGGAAGAAAGUUACUCCAUUCAAAAAAUUGUAUUACUAGUAUUAUAAAACAAUAUGAAAUUAUUUCCGAUUACAACGCGCACCAUUUCGUCAUUUAUUACCAAAAUCUUAAGCCCCGCCUUGUACAUAACACAUCUGAUAAAUUUGAUUAAACAAAUAAAGUAGUAUUAUGUAACUGCUCAUAAUUUAGUAAUAUAAAUAUCGCAUUACGCUAGUUUUCAGGUUGUACAGUAGACAGAUAGCAUGUACCAGAUAAUAAAUAAUAAUAUUUAAUGUAAUAAAAGUUCGUAAUUAAAAUUUAUUAUUUUCAUUACUUUG
This is a messenger RNA of Stegodyphus dumicola, 1700 nucleotides long. RefSeq names its product degenerin-like protein asic-1. Lineage: Eukaryota; Metazoa; Arthropoda; Arachnida; Araneae; Eresidae. The record is from RefSeq and is a predicted model, not a curated record. Gene Ontology annotation, cellular component: plasma membrane. Gene Ontology annotation, biological process: sodium ion transmembrane transport. Gene Ontology annotation, molecular function: ligand-gated sodium channel activity.